This is a messenger RNA of Didymella exigua CBS 183.55, 1050 nucleotides long. RefSeq lists its product as uncharacterized. The transcript has a single exon. Gene Ontology annotation, molecular function: 3'-5' DNA helicase activity; four-way junction helicase activity; ATP binding. The record is from RefSeq and is a predicted model, not a curated record. Gene Ontology annotation, biological process: double-strand break repair via homologous recombination. The annotation marks the transcript as partial. Lineage: Eukaryota; Fungi; Ascomycota; Dothideomycetes; Pleosporales; Didymellaceae. Gene Ontology annotation, cellular component: chromosome; cytoplasm; nucleus.
AUAACAGUUGCCUGCUAUCAUAAGUCGCAGUUGCAGUGGGACAAGCCAAAGGUGGUGCCGCGCUUCUUGCCGCCGCAGCUGGGACAGGUCAUGGUUGUGUAUUUGGCGUACUUGCGCCCGUUUCGAGAGUACUUGACUGUGAAUGUGCUUGGCAGUGGCUUCAGCGACUAUGUGUGGGCGGACGAGCGUGGGCCGUGGGGGACCGACCGACUGACGCGGGCGCUGCAGCGCGAGACGGGCAAGAGACUUGGAGUGGAGCUGCACACGCUCGACUACCGGCACACCGCUGUCGGCAUCGGGAGGGAGAAGGUAGGGCCGGCGUUCGGCAAGGGCUAUCAGGACGAGAUGGGUGAGGUGGAAGAGGCUGAGGUAGACGAAGGAGAGGAGGACUUGAUAGAGCUGCAGAACGCGCGGACGACGGCGAUAGGGGUGAGCAACUACAGCGUGCCGAUCGACAUUGUGAAGCAUCUCAGCGCGCGCUCGAUUGAAGCGUUCCGGACGCUCAGCAACGCGUGGCACAGCUUCUUGGGGCUAGAGAAGCGCCAAGCACCGCAGGAGGAGACGUGGACGAGCAAUGUGGACGCGAGCAGACAAGCAAAGAAGCGACGGCGUAUUGACAACAAUAGCGAAGACAAAGAAGAAGAAGAAGGAGAAGAGGAGGAGGAGGAGGAGGAAGAGGAGGAAGAGGGGGGCAGAGAGUUUGUACAGCAACAGAGACUGUUCCAAGUCAGCAAUGUGAAAGAGACAGUCAUCUGCAGGGCGAUGCAGCAGGUGCUUAGUCAGGAGGAGGUCAGCUUCAGGUCGGUCGAGCAAGAGCAGGCACUGCACGCGGUGAUGGACAGGCAGACACCGCUGGUGGUUGUGCUGCCGAUGGGCGGAGGCAAGAGCUUGCUGUUCAGCGUGCCGGCUUGCUUGACGGACGCUGGGGUGACGGUGGUCGUGGUGCCGUAUCGAGCGCUGAUGGAGGACUUGGUGAGCCACAUGCAAAAGUGCGGCAUCGACUGCAUCGAGUGGAAGUACGGAGAGAGCAACCUGGCGAGCAUGGUCGUG